UUGACGUGAACGGAGUGGGAACUCUGAGAGUAGCAAUCAAGAAUAAACUAAGGGGUACGGCGUGGCGCGCCUUUGAUGAAAAAUAAUAUUGUAGAAUGGGAAGACUAAAGAGAAACAGUGCUAUACUUGUCAUAAUAUCCUUAUUAAUUGAGACAAAUGGCUUCUAUGUGCCUGGUGUUGCUCCUGUAGAGUUUAAAAGGGGCCAAAAAAUUGACGUGAAAGCAGUUAAAAUGACCAGUACUCAUACACAAUUACCAUAUGAAUAUUAUUCUAUUCCUUUUUGUAUACCAAAAAAGGGAACUCUCAUUUAUAAAUCAGAAAAUUUAGGAGAAGUAUUACGUGGUGACAGGAUUGUAAAUACACCAUAUGAAGUAUCAAUGGCAGAAAACAUAACCUGCAGCUUAUUAUGCCAUGGACAUAAUGAUGGGCAUAUAACAUGGAAUGAAGAAGAGUCACAGCGUGUCAUAGAACGCAUUCAACAUGAUUAUACUGUGCACUUAUUAAUUGACAAUUUACCAGCAGCAACAAAGAAAGUUCAUAAAGAUUCAAAUAAUGUAAUUGUAUAUCAUGGAUAUCGUUUGGGUGGUAUUGUGAAUGACCAAUUCUACAUUAAUAAUUAUCUUAAACUAAAAUUAAGUUACCAUAAAUAUGGAGAAAAUGAAUUUAGAGUAGUUGGAUUUGAAGUAGAAGCUCGCUCAGUUGAUGUAAAUCAACUAAAGAAUGAUGGAACUACUUGUAUAUUGCCUACACAUGCAAAUCAUCAAUUUGUUAAUCCUAAAGGAACCAAGCUUCUGUUUUUAUAUUCUGUGGAAUGGAGGGAGUCUGAUGUAAGUUGGGCAAGCAGAUGGGACAUAUAUCUAGGAAUGAGUGAUGUUGAAAUUCAUUGGUUUUCAAUCAUCAAUUCUCUUAUUGUAGUCCUUUUUCUUUCUGGAAUUCUAACAAUGAUUAUGGUCCGAACUUUGAGGAGGGAUAUUGCACGCUAUAACGCGGGUGAAAGUGACAGUUUAGCAGGCUUAGAUGAGACAAUUGAAGAAACUGGUUGGAAGCUAGUUCAUGGAGAUGUAUUUCGACCUCCACCAAAUCCUCGGUUAUUUGCGGCUGUAAUAGGCAGUGGAAUUCAAAUAUUUUUUAUGGCUUUAAUAACAAUAUUUUUUGCCAUGUUGGGUAUGCUUUCUCCUGCUAGUAGAGGAGCACUUGGAACUUGUGCAAUAUUUUUGUAUGUAUCCUCUGGUGUGAUAGCGGGAUAUUUUUCUGCGCGUCUUUAUAAAACAAUGCGCGGUCGGAAAUGGAGAAGAACAGCGUUUUUGACAGCAACACUUUAUCCUGGUAUAGUAUUUACUACUUGUUUCUUUCUAAAUUUUUUUAUAUGGGGAAAACAUAGCUCUGGUGCAGUACCAUUUACAACAAUGUUAGCACUGUUGUGUUUAUGGUUUGGUAUAUCACUUCCUCUUGUAUAUCUUGGAUAUUUCUUUGGAUAUCGUAAACAGCCUUUUACACAUCCUGUAAGAACAAAUCAAAUUCCCAGACAAGUUCCUGAUCAGUUAUGGUACAUGAAUCCAAUACUGUGCACACUAAUGGCUGGAAUUCUUCCCUUUGGCGCUGUUUUUAUAGAAUUAUUUUUCAUUUUGACCGCAUUAUGGGAAAAUCAAUUUUAUUACCUCUUCGGAUUUCUGUUUCUUGUUUUUUGCAUACUGGUCAUCUCUUGUUCUCAAAUAUCCAUAGUUAUGGUGUAUUUCCAAUUAUGUGGCGAAGACUAUAGAUGGUGGUGGAGGAGCUUUAUUGUCAGUGGAGGAUCAGCUGUAUAUGUCCUAGCCUAUUCAAUCUUCUACUUUAUGACGAAACUAGAAAUAACAGAAUUAAUCCCAACACUUUUAUAUUUUGGUUACACUGCAUUAAUGGUGUUAACAUUUUGGUUAUUAACAGGUACAAUAGGAUUCUUUGCAGCUUAUGCGUUUAUUCGAAAAAUAUAUGCUGCUGUAAAAAUAGACUAG
Messenger RNA from Habropoda laboriosa, 1991 nucleotides. RefSeq names its product transmembrane 9 superfamily member 4 (gene TM9SF4). Gene Ontology annotation, cellular component: membrane. Gene Ontology annotation, biological process: protein localization to membrane. Bases 96 to 1991 code for a protein of 631 amino acids. The transcript has 10 exons. The record is from RefSeq and is a predicted model, not a curated record. NCBI's taxonomy places the organism in Eukaryota, Metazoa, Arthropoda, Insecta, Hymenoptera, Apidae.